AUGCAGCCCCCUCCUCGGACUGGACCUCCAGGAGCCUCAGGCCCACCUCCUUCUGGGCCCAAUAUGUUUCGCAGGACCAGGCCUCAAAAGCAUACAGCAGGAGCUACCGCCGCAAUGCCACCCGCUACUCAACCCAUGAUGAACCCUUUUGCUUUUGUUAGAGCUCCUCCCCCUAUGGCUGCAGGUGGUCCCCCAACAAUACCCAACAGCAACCCUCCACCAAUGCAAGCCCCACCUAACGCCAUGUACUUGCAAGCCGGCUCAGGGCUCCCCCCACAACCGCAGACUCUGGAGGAUGUCCCAGCUGCUCCCCCAGGUCCCCCACCAUCCUCUCUGCCGGGGGUGACACUGUUCAACCCUCACAGUACAGCAUCCCCUGGUGUUUACGCAGCACCCAGCCCAGCAGGAUAUGCUUCCUCACAUACUGAACAGAGCUAUUUUAAUUCAAUGGAACAGACUCCAUCCAUGGCCACGGAGCCCCCACACGUGGCCUCAGCGCCAGCACCGAGUCAGACACCUUUUAGCCAGGAAUUUCAAGGGCGGCCUCCUCCUCAGCCCUUCCAGCCUGUGCCUCCCCCCACCUCCUAUUCCCAGUGGGCCCCUGAUCACGGAAGUCGCCCUCCAUCAGUUCAGAACUAUUUCCAGCCUACUAGUGACCCACCGCCACAGCCUUUUAAUUUACCUCCGCAGACCCAGAUGUACCCCUCCCACACUCCAUCACCCCAUCACAACACCCCCACCCCUCCAACACAACCCGGACAUCCCCAGCUUCAGGCUCCUCUCCCUCUCCAUAGCCCUGUGAAUGCCUCCAGUUCUCAAUGGCCUGACCCAAAUGCACCUCAGCAGCAUAAUUCCCACUUCCAAACUCAGAGCUACUUCAGUCAGGGCUCUGCCCCCCAGGACUCAUGGUUCAGCAUGCCUCCACAGGACUCAGGCUACCACCAAAUGGGGACUGGCCUGGCCCAUCCUCAGCCCCACCCUGCCUCUGCUGCAUCUCAUGCCUCCAACACUGGGCCUGGGCCUAGUUCUGCUGCUGCCCCAGUCCCAUGCUUUCAGGAGUCUGGUUCACUCUCAAUGUUCUUCAAAGACAAUGAUGUGGAAAACGAAGAAACACUGGCUGGAGAUAGGAAUAAGGCAGUGAAUGGUGUUCCUGAUUCUUUUCAGCAUCACAGCAACCCACAAGCCCACAGUGGCCAUGCAGAUGUUCCUUUGGAUUACCAAGGACCUUCUCUGCAAGAUCAUUCACACCUACCAUACAUGCAUGAUGGCAACCAUGCACCACAGGCAAGUACCCAGAAGCCUCCUGAUUCGCAGUACGACCAUGUGGAGAAUUUGGAGUGUGUGCCGAACCAGGAAGUAUUACCCAGUGAUAUCCAUGGCAGCCCUGCUGCUACUGCAGCCCAUGGAGUAGACCAGUUUGAAACCGGGCCUAACCUGGAGACUCCAGAUUCUAUUCCAAGACCCAUUAGAUCUGCGAGUGUGUCAUCCAACUAUAGCAAUAUGAGCCAUGGAAGUGGAAGUGGCACUCGUCGGCAUCAGGGAGUAGUAGGUACCUUUAUUCAGCAGGAAAGUCCGCGUCUCACUGAUGACGCUAACCUGUCUGCUGCUACUCGAGGCUACUUUGAGCAGAUCGACACCUCUCCAGCCGGAGCUAUGGGUGCGCAACAGAGCCCCCCGGAGCAGAUGUGGCCCUCCACACCUAGCCCUCCCAAACCAACUGGUAUCUUUCAGGCCAGCGCAAACAGCUCGUUUGAACCUGUGCGCUCACAUGGGGUUGGGGUUCGUCCUGCGGAAGUUGAUAGAGCUAACAUGGUUGCGGAAGGGGUUGUGGAUUCUAUAACUGGCAACCUGGAGCAGCCACCAGAUAAUAUGGAAAACAUCUAUGGCCCAGGACACCCCCUGCCUGCUGGGGCUGGAGGUGGCGGUCCUCAUCUGCCACACCCAGUGGUUCAUUCUCGACCUUCAUCCCGUUCUUUUGGGGCCAGUCGGCCCUGCGAGAGCCCUGCCACUACUCUGUGGGCUCAGCAUGAUCCUUCCAGCUUAGGCGUUAACAUCCUCCUCGCCCCUGCUGCCCCGGCAGUUCUUGCCCCUUUACGAGAGCCCAGUGCUGAUGUCAUCCAACCUCCAGAGGAUGGCCCACUGAACCUGCAGCCCCUCCAGAGAAUCCAGACAACGGCACACUCGGAGAACCUAGAGAACCCACCAAUGGUGAGUGAGGCACAGCCAACUGACCCUCAAGGCAACCUGGGCUAUGCGUCGCUCCUUGUGUCCGACUCGGUCCAACAGCCUGUUUUAAUUGCCCCGCCAGUGUCUAAUUACAGUGUGAUUCCCCCCGCUACCCCUGCUCAAGCACUCAGUCAAAGUAGCCUUAGGGAAACUACCCCCCCUGUGAGGCCACUCACACAGGGACAGGGGGCCAGUACCUCCCAACCACCUCCAGUAACCUCUAAUCAGAAUCCAGUGUUUGCCCCUGGACCUCUAAGCUUCAAUUCUUCAGCCUCUAACCAGGGCCCGCUCAAUCUGACCCGAGACUACGCAGAAGCGGCAACAUCAGACGUCACAGCUCCAGCGCCGUCUCAGCCACUCCACCCCCCACUUUCAAGGGGCCAAUCAUUGGUUGGAGACGGCCACUCUCCUCUCCAAGUUAACCCACAGGCUCCUCUCGUGACUGCUCCGGUCUCUAAUCAUAAUCAGCCAUCAAAUUAUGAACUGCUUGAUUUUUCUAUGCACCAAUCACAAGUCCAAACCCAAGCGUCUCAACAUGAGUCUCCACAGUCUAGUAAUGGAUUUUACCUACAGGUUACCAAAGAUGCUCAGCAAGGGGUGAGAGCAAAAGGGAAUGUCCCUGUCCAGACCGCAGCCUCUUCAUCUACCCCACAGGUACCACCAGCAACUUCUCAAGCGGCUGCAAUCAUCCAGCCGCCACCAGCCGAACCUCCCAAGACAUCAGAUUCUCACGCUGCACUGCAGGGACAAAAUUAUGCUCCUCCUGUUCCGGUGAGUGGAGCACAACCUUCCCGUGACCAGUAUCCACCCCCAGCACAGGGGCCUGCUGCAGGGAGUGCUCCUCCUCCCGCUGAUGCUUACCCUCCGGGGCCUCGAGGACCAGCACCUCCAGGAGCUCCUGGAGAGCCACCUCGACCACCCUCCGCUGCAGGCAGCCAGCAAGGCUAUGGGCCCCCUCCUCCAGCGGCAGGGCAGAUGUAUGGCGGCUAUUAUGGUAAUUAUGGAGAAUACCCGGACAGCAGAGCACCUUAUCCUCCUGGCCAGUACCCACCUCCACCUGGGGAUCCUAGAGCUCAGCAAUAUUAUCAAGACGGUGCAUACCGGGGCAGAACAGAUCCUUGGUAUGGCAGAUAUGAAGGACAGACUCAGACAGCGUAUCGCGAUCCAAACUACCAGUACAGAGAGCCUCAGCCAGAACGACCCAGCUCCAGAGCGAGUCAGUACUCGGACAGGCCUUCAUCCAGGCAAGGCUUCCCUGAGGAGUACAACAGAGCAAACCAAAGUGCCUAUAGUGAAUAUUAUGCAGAUUACGCCAAGCAAUGUGAAUAUGCAGGAUACAACUACGGACAGUACGACCCGCGCUACAGAGGAUACUAUGAUCAGGCCUACUGGGCUAAUUAUGACGAAAGCUACAGAGGCAGAGAAAACUACUAUAACCAGCAGCAGGUGUAUCCAGCCAGGAAGGAGGGCUACGAGGAUCCGUGGCGGUACUAUCCAGGUUACGACGCCAGUUUUGACGAUGAUUACCGCCGGCGUGGAGAAGCGUACGCCGAUGAGUUUGACCGGCGCAGUGUCCACAGCGAGCAGUCGGCUCACAGUGUGCACAGCUCUCACAGCCACAACAGCAGACGAAGCAGCUUCAGCUCACGAUCUCAGCAGAGCCAGGUGUACAGAAGCCAGACGGACUUGACGUCAGCGGCCUAUGACGCCACAUCCUCCACUUUGGCUGUGGACUACUCGUAUGGACAGUACCCCGACCAGACUGAUGCUACCCAGAACUACAGCCAGUACCUCUACCCCCCUGAAUACAACGCAGACGGCACCUGGAUCGCAACAGACCAACCUCCUCCUCGUCCUGCAACCCCAGAGAAGUUCAGCAUUCCCCACCGUUGUGCCCGCUUCGGACCCGGCGGUCAUCUGGUCCAAGUUCUGCCCAAUCUCCCCUCGGCCGGGCAGCCUGCUCUCGUAGAUAUCCACAACAUGGAGACCAUGCUGCAGGACACCCCGGAACAGGCAGAACUACGAGCUUUCCCUGGCCCUCUUGUUAAGGAGGAGACCCACAAGGUGGACGUGAUAAAGUUCUCCCAGAACAAAGCGCUGGAGUCCUCUCGUGACAACAACCUCUUGGACCGGGACUCUGCCCGUCUGCUCUGGGAGUUCAUCAUGCUGCUCUGUAGACAGAACGGGACCGUGGUCGGCACGGACAUCGCUGACCUCUUGCUGAAGGAGCAUCGCUCCGUGUGGCUGCCGGGGAAAAGUCCUAAUGAGGCGAACUUGAUUGAUUUUAACAAUGAACCGCUGGCUCGAGCUGAGGAAGAGCCAGGAGCUGGACCGCUGUCGCUCCUCUCCGACACCUUCAUGAUUGUCCCGGAGAACCUCGGCAAGGAAACGGAACGCUUCAGGGAGCUGCUGCUGUUCGGCCGCAAGAAGGAUGCACUAGAAGCAGCUAUGAAGGGCGGGCUCUGGGGCCACGCCCUGCUGUUGGCCAGUAAGAUGGACAACAGGACACACGCACGUGUCAUGACGAGGUUCGCCAACAGUUUGCCCAUCAACGACCCUCUCCAGACUGUGUACCAGCUGAUGUCAGGGAGGAUGCCUGCAUCCGCCACUUGCUGCGGGGAGGAGAAGUGGGGUGACUGGCGCCCUCACCUGGCCAUGGUGCUGUCUAACCUCACACACACCCUGGACCUGGACACGCGCACAAUCACCACCAUGGGUGACACUCUCGCUUCCAAGGGGCUCAUCGACGCCGCACACUUCUGCUACCUGAUGGCCCAAGUUGGUCUGGGAGUUUACACAAAGAAGAGCGCUAAGAUGGUUCUGAUUGGCUCCAACCACAGUUUGCCCUUUUACCAAUGUGCGAGCAAUGACGCUAUCCAGAGGACGGAGGCGUACGAGUAUGCUCAGUCUCUGGGCUCCCAGCCGUGCUUACAACCCAAUUUCCAGGUGUUCAAGUUGAUCUACGCCUGCCGCCUGGCUGAAGCAGGUCUGAGUGCUCAGGCCUUCCACUACUGUGAAGUUAUUUCUCGGAAUGUCCUCAUGCAGCCUUCCUAUUACUCUCCUGUGUUCAUAAGCCAAAUUAUACAGAUGUCGGAAAAGCUGCGAUUCUUUGAUCCACAACUGAAGGAGAAGCCCGAGCAGGAGCUGUUCAAUGAGCCUGAAUGGCUGAUCCACCUCAGACAGCUGGAUGGACAGAUGAGGACGGGGAUGAUAACAUACAGUGAGGACCGAGCAAGUCCUUCACAGUACGACUGCAGCAGCCCCAGCUCCGACUUGGACCAGCCCAGCCCCUCCGAGCCGUACAACAUGCCUGUGGAGAUGGAUGGCUCCACUCCUGACAACCAACUGAUGAGCUCAUUACUGCCCGGGGCCCCUCCGCAGGGAGUGCAGCUGAUGCCUCCAGCUCCCACCUCUAUCCUCCAGGACGGGAUGGCCCCUCCGCAGCCUUUCCCCUCCAACGAUGUGCCCCAGUUCUACCCAGUCCCCCCCAGUGGCCCGCCAGGCCAGAUGCCCAUCUCAGGCUACCCUCCACAGGAUCCCGGCUUCGCCCCUCCUCCCUUCCAGCCUCAACCUGAGCAGAUAGAGAUGUACCCAGGAGCCCAUCAGCAGCCGUGUCCCCCGCCUCUCCAGAUGGGCCAAAUGGGCCAAAUGUCCCCACACAUGCCGCAUUCACCGAUACAGAUGAACCCCCCGCCGCUCCAGAUGCCUCACCACAUGCCCUCUUCUCCUGGGCACAUGCCACCUGUAGAGCAGAUGUCCCACGCCCCACCAGAGAUGCACCCAAUGUCUUCCUCCCCACCCGGGAGCUCCUUCACUCCCCAGAGGGACUUCUACGACCAAAUGGCGAUGGUUCCUGGGAGGAGAUCGAGGACUGUUUCACAAUCUUCAAUACAUGCUUCCGGGCGUCGCUCUCGCACCACCUCUGAAUCUUCCACUCCCACUCGGGUGGAAGAGGAGCGGAGCAACUCUGCAGUGAAGCAGGCCUCUCCGCCUCCACCGAUUCCUGAACAGCCCCGCAAAGAAGAGGCCAAGAGAGUCAAGAAGGACUCCCCGAAAAAGGGUGGUGGUGGUGGUGGAGGAGGAGUGGGGGGCUUGCUAAGCUGGAUCAUUAGGAAGGGGAAGAAUGAGGCUCACUUACCAGAUGACAAAAACAAAUCUAUUGUGUGGGAUGAACAGAAGCAGAGAUGGGUCGACUUGAACGAGCCUGAAGAGGAGAGUAAGCCAACUCCACCACCUCCCGCUGGCUUCCCCAAGAUGCCUCAGAUGCUCGUCGCACCGCCGACGGGGGGGCCUCCUGUCAACAUGUUCUCCAGGAGGGCAGGCACAAAGAGCCGAUACGUGGAUGUUCUGAACCCCAGUAGAAUUAAUAAACCGGGAGGAUUAGGUCCGGCUCCUGCAGACAUCUUCGCUCCUUUGGCACCGAUGCCCAUGCCCGCUAACCUAUUUGUGCCUAGUUCAGCUCCUGACGAUCAACAACCUCUCGAAGGCUGCGAAGGAGGAAAUCAGCUGCAGAAUUCACCAAACGCCUGCGCUGCUCCACAGAUGUUCAACCCCACGUUGUUGCCACCGGCCCCAGAAGGCCAUCCCGUGCCUGACGGCUCGCAGUCCGGGGAGCUCUCACGGUCUAGCUCAAUGAGUUCUUUAUCACGCGAAGUGAGUCAGCAUUUAAACCAGAGUCCUCCUGUCCAGGGGACGGCGCCCGCUGGAGGCGUCACCUUUUAUAACCCUGCACAGUUUGCACAGGUGAGCAUCGAAGGUUUAAUGGUUGUGUAAUGUGUGUUGGGGCCG
This is a messenger RNA of Cottoperca gobio, 7014 nucleotides long. RefSeq names its product SEC16 homolog A, endoplasmic reticulum export factor (gene sec16a). Gene Ontology annotation, biological process: Golgi organization. The record is from RefSeq and is a predicted model, not a curated record. Gene Ontology annotation, cellular component: ER to Golgi transport vesicle membrane; endoplasmic reticulum exit site. NCBI's taxonomy places the organism in Eukaryota, Metazoa, Chordata, Actinopteri, Perciformes, Bovichtidae.